AUGUCAGAGACAAGUGCAAAAGAUCCAGAGCCAGAGGUGAGCACUCCGAAUACAGAGGAGCCUCCCAUUAUUCCAGAACAAACCCCCGAACUCCAAUUUGAGGGAGCAUCUGCUGAUGAGCACGAAAACGAACACCAGAACGUUGCUGAGGGUACAUCGCACCCGGAACCUUCAACCGUGGCGUCUUCAGCCAAUGCCCAUAGACGGACAGCGUCAACUUCUACCAUAAAUUCUUCACAGAUGGGGAAUGCUACAAUUGGUUUUAUCAAGUCCUCAUUUGAAAAGAUUGUAAGCAAAUGUCACAAAAAGGAUGCUGACCUGAAAGUUAAAUGUUCUCGGAUCAUUGAAAAAUUGAAUAGUGGUGACGUUCCUGAGGUCAUUGAGAUUUUUGAACCUUUAAAUCUGGCUUGCCAAUCGAAGACAGUGGACAUAAAGGUUACUGCGUUGGACUGUCUUGGCAAGAUGUUCACCUUUAACGUGUUUAGUGAACCGCAAAUACCAGAAUCGUCCGUGCCCAAGGACAUGCUCCAGUACUGGACCAAUAUUCUGCGAACGCAAAGAAAAAAUGACCAGGCUGCUCUUGAGGGGACUGAUAUUCAAUAUGAAAGCGGCGAUACAAUUCCUCUAAUUGAUAUAGCCAUUGAAACUAUAGCAGAAUGCUUCGAAGGUGAGGGAACGAACGAGAAAGUUGAACUCCAAGUGGUUAAAGUUCUCAUGGCAGCUGUAUUGAGUGAAACCAUGGCUGCUCAUGGUGCUGUUCUCCUGAGGGCAGUUAGGCAAAUCUACAACAUUUUCAUUCUAUCACUUUCACCUGCUAACCAAGGAGUUGCUCAGGCUAGUCUGACUCAGAUAUUUAAUAUAGUUUUUGAAAGGGUACAUCGUCACGAUAAGAGCAACGGUGUCGUUCCAAGUAAAUCCGGAAGUUUCUCAAACGUUAAUAAUAUUCCAACUUCUGAUAUAGAAUCUCAGGUUCUGCCCGAUGCCCAAGCUCCAAAAUUAACCCUGGAGAACCUUGAAAAUCUUACAGCUGGUGAUGAAUUGACUGUUGCAGAAGCCAACAAAGCUAUUGGAGAAGAAAAGGAACUGGCUGUGAAGGAUGCCUUUUUGAUAUUUAGAGCAAUGUGCAAACUUUCAGUCAAACCCAUUGAAGUGAACAACAUCGACAUGAGAUCGCAUGAAUUGAGGUCAAAACUUCUAUCUUUACACAUCAUCCAUACCAUUCUCCAAGAUCACCUUGGCGUUUUUUUGAACAAGAGAGUGGUACUGACAACUUCUAAUCAGGAGCGAAACACGACUUUGAUUGAUGCUAUCAAACAAUAUCUUUGUCUUUCUUUGUCCCGCAACGCUGCUUCUCCGUUGGCACCUAUUUAUGAAAUAUCUUUAGAGAUUUUUUGGAUUAUUCUAUCCAAACUGAGAUUUGAGUUUAAACGUGAGAUUGCCGUUUUUAUUGAUGAAAUUUACUUUCCAGUCUUGGAAAUGAAGGCAUCCGCCACCCACCAAAAGAGAUACUUCCUAGCGGUUAUGAAUCGUUUGUUCCAUGAUCCCAAGGCCGUCAUUGAACUAUACUUAAAUUACGAUUGUGAUUCACAGUUGCCAAGUCUCUGUGAAGGUCUUAUUGACUACCUGACUAGAUUUUCUUUAACUCGCGUUGAGAUUUCGCAACAACAAAAGAUCAACUAUAGAGCAAGUUUAACACGAUCACUUGCUGUAUACAGUCUCAAACAAUCUCCAAUGCUAUCCAUUAAAAAACUAGGCGCCAAUGUUCCAGAUCCAGAAGCUUCGUAUAACUUUCCGGGAGAGUAUGCAAUUGUGAUUGAAUCAAUUGAGUGCGUGGUCCUGGUCUUGCAGUCACUCUCCACUUGGGUUGACAGUGUCGCUAAACAGGCUGUUGUUGAGUCGGAAGAGGAUACAGCUUUGUCUGUGAACGGAGCAGGAGAGGAUGAAAUACUGUCUCAAAGAUCUGAAUCCGCUACCCAGCUUUCUGAAACCUCUGGAAUCCCCCAAGAUCCUGCCAAAUUUGAUACUCAGAAGCAAAGAAAAACAGCCCUUUUCUCAUGCGUCAAAGCCUUUAACUACAAACCGAAGAUUGGAAUUGCCAAAGCUAUCGAAAGUGGCUUCAUCAAGGAUGAUUCUCCCCAAGAGAUUGCUAAGUUUUUACUCUACACCGAUGGUCUGGAUAAAACCCAGAUUGGUGAAUACUUGGGAGAAGGUGACGAGAAAAACAUUACUAUAAUGCAUGACUUUGUUGAUCUCAUGGACUUUUCUGGAUUGGAGUUUGUGGAGGCUAUGAGAACGUUUCUUCAAAACUUCAGGUUACCAGGUGAAUCACAAAAAAUUGAUCGUUUCAUGUUGAAGUUUGCUGAACGAUUUGUUUUGAAUAAUCCUGGAACAUUCGCAAAUGCUGAUGUGCCUUACGUUCUUGCGUACUCUGUCAUCUUGCUGAACACUGACCAGCAUUCAGCUCAAGUUAAAAGACGAAUGAGUCUCCAAGACUUCAUUCGAAACAACGCAGGUAUUGAUGAUGGUCAAGAUCUACCUGAAACACUUUUGAGCAAAAUUUACUAUGAGAUUCAAAGCAACGAAAUCAAGCUUCAGAGCGAACAACAGGCUGCUCUAUUAGCUGGACAUAUUCAGCCCGAACCUGUAACUGGGUUAUUCAGUUUCCGCAACCAAGAAAGGGAACAAUACAUGCAGCUUUCCAAGGAACUUACUUUGAAUACUGAGAAAGUUUUCAAAUCGUUUGGGCAAGAAGCUCCAAACUCUAACAUCGUAUACUAUUACGCAACUAAACAAGCCGACCAUGUUCUUUACAUGUUUCAUACGUUAUGGAUGUCAAUAUUUGCGGGGCUCACUCCUCCUUUCAAAGAAUACGACGACGAGGAUACAACUAAGCUCUGCAUAAAGGGUAUCAAGCUGGCAAUUCAUCUGUCCUGUACGUUUGAUAUUGAGAACGCUAGAAGUUCUUUUGUGGGUGCGUUGGUCCAAUUUGGUAACCUUCAUAAUGUUGAAGAGAUCUCUCCAAAAAAUGUUGAUGCCAUACACGCGUUACUGAACGUUGCGGUGACAGAAGGUGAUCAUCUAAGAGGCUCAUGGAAAGAAAUUUUACUCUCCGUGUCUCAGAUUGAGAGAAUCCAGUUAUUAGCUCAAGGAAUCGAUUCUGGCGUUGUUCCAGACAUCUCAAUUGCUCGGAUAGUAAACAGAGCCUCCUUGGAUAGCGUGAGAACCCGUAGCACCACUAGCACAUUCUUCUCUUCGCCGUUCGGCAAACAAAAAACUCUAUCGGAGCAGGCAUAUGAACACUAUCAAAACCAAAAGCUAAAACCAAGCAUAGUUCCAUUGAUUACAUCUACGGAACUGACUGUUGCAAUGGAUAAGAUCUUUUCUCAUAGUUCGCAGAUUUCAGGUGAUGCAAUUAUUGACUUUGUGAAAGCUCUGUGUCAAGUAUCUUCAGAUGAGAUAGAAUCUUCAGGGAGAAGCGAGAGUCCAAGAAUGUUUUCUUUGCAAAAAAUGGUUGACGUUUGUUACUACAAUAUGGGGCGUAUACGUUUCCAAUGGUCUAAUCUGUGGGCUAUUAUGGGAGAAACAUUCAAUAGGUUUGGUACACAUUCCAACACUUCUAUUGUAUUUUUUGCAUUAGACUCUUUACGACAACUAUCAAUGAGAUUUUUUGACAUCGAAGAGCUGGCUCACUUCAAGUUUCAAAAAGAAUUUUUGAAGCCCUUCGAAUUCAUCAUUGGCCAUACCGGAUCUGAACAAGUUAAGGAUAUGAUUCUGGAUUGUUUGGGAAAUAUGGUUCAAACUAAGGCUGAUAAGAUCCGAUCUGGUUGGGAAACCAUGUUUGAGACUUUGACUAUAGCAGCUGGAGACUAUAGCGAAUCAAUUGUCAUGAAGUCAUACAAAUUAACAGCACUAAUCAAUGAAGGAAAGUUGGACGAUACAUUGCAGCAGGGUACUUUUGAGAGUUUUGUACACACACUAACAGCAUUAGCCAAGAAUCAAAGGUUUCAGAAAAUUAGCUUGCAUGCUUUACAAGAUUUGAAGAAAUUGAUUAAUCGAGUGUCAGAUUAUACGCUAGACGAAAAUAAUAAGGUGGAUGAUGAAGUAAUGGUCCAACUUUGGUUCCCAAUUCUUUUCGGAUUUCAUGAUGUUAUCAUGACAGGAGAUGAUUUGGAAGUGAGAUCCAGGGCUCUCAACUACAUGUUUGAUGCUUUAGUUCAGAAUGGAGGUCACUUUGACCCUUCCUUUUGGGAUAAAAUCUGCAAUGAAUUGUUGUUCCCCAUUUUCAAAGUUCUUAGUGAGCAUUGGCAGGUCAGCCAGUUUGAUAACCAGGAUGAUAUCUCAGUCUGGUUGUCCACCACACUUAUUCAAGCACUAAGAAAUAUGGUUGCCCUUUUCACACAUUACUUUGACACUCUGAAUCGCAUGUUGGAUGGAUACUUGGAGUUGUUAAUCUCAUGUAUCUGUCAGGAGAAUGAUACGAUUGCACGAAUUGGGAGAUCAUGUUUAGAACAAUUGAUUGUGCAAAAUGCGAAAAAAUUCACACCGGAGCUCUGGGAUAAGAUCACUGACUGUUUUGAACGAUUGUUUGAUUUGACACUCCCCAAGGAACUGUUUGACGACGCCAAUGUAAAUUUGAAGAAUGCAAACGGAGACGUCAACUCAAUUGCUGUGAAUGGCAAAAAUUCAAACAAGUCAACAAUUGUUGUCAAAUGUGUUUUGCAAUUACUGCUGAUCGAAACUAUGGCUGAGCUAUUUGAUGAUGAUGGGUUCUAUGACGAGAUACCGUUUGAGAACGUAAUUAGGUUAUCCAAGUUCUUGAACCAAAGUUAUGAGUUUGCAAGAGAUUUCAAUGAUGACUACAAUCUACGAGUCCGUUUCUUCAACGGAGGGGUUAUCGACAAUGUUCCCAAUUUGCUAAAGCAAGAGACAAGUGCAAGCGCAGUUUAUUUCAGCAUAAUGCUAAGACUAUAUUGCGACGAUCAUAUAUCCGAGGAGCAGAAAGAAAUGAUUACGCAGUCAUUACUUCCAAUGUGGAUUGCCAUUGUGGAAAGAUACACCAAGCUGGAUGAUGUGACACAACAGCGUAACAUCAGCACAUGGCGGCCUGUUGUAAUUGAGAUCCUACAAGGAUUCGUAGAGUUAGAUGAAAAAGAUUUUAUCGCCUUCUGUCCUUCCAUGUAUGAGUUGGUGCUAGGCAUCUUAGACAAGAGUCUUCCAUCCGUGUUCCGCUCGGCAAUUAAGGCAUUCUUCAGUCGUGUAGGCUCAGUCUACAUUUCGGAAAAGGAGGCAGAGCCCGCAACUGAGAAGGCCACCAAGUAA
This is a messenger RNA of Komagataella phaffii GS115, 5319 nucleotides long. RefSeq lists its product as uncharacterized. The transcript has a single exon. Gene Ontology annotation, biological process: regulation of ARF protein signal transduction. NCBI's taxonomy places the organism in Eukaryota, Fungi, Ascomycota, Pichiomycetes, Pichiales, Pichiaceae. The record is from RefSeq and is a predicted model, not a curated record. Bases 1 to 5319 code for a protein of 1772 amino acids. Gene Ontology annotation, molecular function: guanyl-nucleotide exchange factor activity.